Messenger RNA from Saccharomycodes ludwigii, 288 nucleotides. RefSeq names its product Sus1p (gene SUS1). Gene Ontology annotation, biological process: positive regulation of DNA-templated transcription; poly(A)+ mRNA export from nucleus; regulation of transcription by RNA polymerase II. The transcript has 2 exons. The record is from RefSeq and is a predicted model, not a curated record. NCBI's taxonomy places the organism in Eukaryota, Fungi, Ascomycota, Saccharomycetes, Saccharomycodales, Saccharomycodaceae. Gene Ontology annotation, cellular component: nuclear pore; SAGA complex; DUBm complex. Bases 1 to 288 code for a protein of 95 amino acids. Gene Ontology annotation, molecular function: chromatin binding; transcription coactivator activity.
AUGUCUGAUCCUGAUUUAGAACUAAGGAAGCAAAUACAAUCACAUUUGAUCCAAACUGGAACCUAUGAGCGAUUGACUAAUGAGUUGAAGACUUCCUUAUUGGAAAACGGUUGGAUAGAUGAGGUUAAGUCAACGACAAUUGAAGAAUUAAAAAAGAAUCCAAAUUUGAAGUAUUCAGAUAUUUUACCCAAAUUAGAAAAAAAGGCAAUAGAUGACGUUCCUCAAGACACUAAACUAAAAAUAACCUCUCAACUCCGAGAAUUCUUGGAUACAAUUGUUAAUACCUAG